CUUGAACAACCAUUGUGAACUAUCGUUCGAACAGGUAACAUGUCACAAGUUAGGAAAAUUUGGAAUACACCACUUUCUCUCUACUCCAUUCCGCUGCUUUACUUCGUAGGAAUCUGGUCUGCAAAGAGAAGGACGGGACUUUUUGAUAGAGCAAUAGGAUUCGACAAACAGUAUCGCCCAGCAAAUAUCAAUAGCUUAUAUGAAAAUCCCGAUGUGAGCCCAGCACCUACGGAGGAAUCAGAGCGAAGGGAGGCAACAUACAAGAACUCGCUCGAGAUUCUUCCUUUAUGGAUCGGUGCAGUCCUCGCAGCUAACUUAGCCGGCUUGGACGACGUGUUCUUGAAUGCCGCAUCCGCAUCCUUCAUUGCUCUUAGAGUGCUAUACAAUUACAUCUGCAUGAAUCGGCGAAAUGGAAAGCAAGCAAGCCUAAGGUCUGCAACAUGGCUUGCAAGCACAGUGAUCCCUGUGGUCCUGUUCAUCCGAGCAGCGAACAAGUUGAAGGCAUUACAACCGAAGGCUUGAUUUUUGAAGGCUUGAUUUUGGACUCGCUACUCUGAACGCAUUCUUGUGUAACGUAUUAUAGGUAGGAUCUAGGUGAUAAUAUGUAGUAUGGUUUAUUCAGCUAGU
Molecule: messenger RNA, 627 nt
Organism: Somion occarium
Lineage: Eukaryota; Fungi; Basidiomycota; Agaricomycetes; Polyporales; Cerrenaceae
Source: the annotation of a GenBank genome assembly